Molecule: messenger RNA, 5222 nt
Organism: Branchiostoma belcheri (Belcher's lancelet)
Lineage: Eukaryota; Metazoa; Chordata; Leptocardii; Amphioxiformes; Branchiostomatidae
Product: ubiquitin carboxyl-terminal hydrolase 36-like
Exons: 19
Coding region: 136-3669 (1177 amino acids)
Biological process (GO): regulation of apoptotic process; protein deubiquitination
Cellular component (GO): cytosol; nucleus
Molecular function (GO): cysteine-type deubiquitinase activity; cysteine-type endopeptidase activity
Source: RefSeq, a predicted model, not a curated record
AUUACAAAGCAUGACGGGAGCGUUCCUGGAACAAAGUGCCCGGAUGUGCUAUGGCAGCUGUCUGUUUUUUCGAAUACUAGAAUUUUGGACCUGCGAAGAGAUUCUAAUGAAUCAGAAGACCAUCGCAACGGGAGCAUGCCAGCCCUGCAUUUUGCCAAUGAUAUGUCACGGGGACAUAUAACGGAGAAGCUGAGCUCUUCGCUUCGUCGAAAGGUCGAGUCCGUUGAACCUGCAGACUUUGAUUCACAGUUCCAAGAAACGGUGUCUGCCGCAGCCAAACAAGUCCUUCUUCAAAAGGUGGAGUUUACCCCUGCUAGAAAGCCAUUUUCAUACGAACUGGAUAAGCUGAAAUCAAAGUAUAUCCGACUGAAUCCGUCAGCAACACCCAGUAAGGCUUUGGAGUCAGAAACCUCUGCCUCAGGUUCACGAUCUAAAAUGGAAGGAAAGCACAUGCUUGAUGAUGGCAUCCCACCACCAAAGAGGGUUCUGUUUGCCCCUGAGAAAGUCCGGGUCCAGUGGGACAAAGUUGCAAAAGUAGGGGUGGGGCUGGACAACAUGGGGAACACCUGCUUCCUCAACUCAGUUAUCCAGUGUCUCAGUUACACAGCGCCUCUGGUCAACCACCUCAUGUCAGAACAUCAACAAUCAUGCCGAGUCAGCGACUGGUGUAUGAUGUGUGAGCUGGGACGUCAUCUGCACAGAGUAUUCAACAACUCAAACACUCACAGCAUCAGGCCAAUGACCAUCAUUAAUAGGCUCAAAAGUAUAGCAAAGACAAUGCAGUUUGGUCGCCAGGAAGAUGCCCAUGAGUUUUUCAUGAACGUGGUGAACGCCAUGCAGAGGGCUUGUCUCAUGAACUGUAACAUCAACCCAAACAAGAACGUUGAUACCUCAACAGCUGGUACCACCAUAGUGUACCAAGUAUUCAGUGGCUUCUGCAGAAGUCAGGUACGCUGCUGCAGGUGCUCAAACUUGAGCAACACCUUUGAUCCCUUCUUAGAUCUCCCUUUGGAUAUCCGGGGUUCGUCAGUGCAACAGUGCCUUGAGCGCUAUGUAAGAGCUGAGCAGAUGUCAGAUGAAAAUGCAUACUUUUGCGAGAAGUGUAAAAGGAAGUGCCAAGCUGUGAAGAAGCUCAGCAUACACAGAGCCCCCAACGUCCUUACCAUAUCUCUUAAAAGGUUCAACAACAUGGGCCUGAAGGUUACUAAAGAAGUCCAGUACUCAGAAACGAUCAACUUGAGAGCAUACAUGAGCCAAGAGGGACCGCCUGUAAUCUACAAGCUGUAUGCAGUGCUGGUUCAUCAGGGGUUCUCCCCCCAUGGUGGACACUACUACUGCUUUAUCAAGGCCCCCAAUGGAAUCUGGCAUAUGAUGAACGAUAGCUUGGUACGACAGGUAGGGCUGAACACAGUGCUGUCUCAGCAGGCUUACCUGUUGUUCUACGUCAGAAUACCAUCAAAGGAAACAGGAGCAACCUCAGCAGCCACUGCUGGCUCAACCCCUGCUAAGAUUGCUAAGAAUGGGCCUCAAGGGAUUGCUAAGACUAAAGUCAACACCAUUGCGACAUCUGGAGUUCCAAGGCAUGCCUUCAUCGGUCCCCAGCUUCCCCCUCACAUGAAGAAAACCCAGGAGACCAAAACCAAUGGAACAGUGUCCAAUGGACCACUGGGAGUCCACGUGCCACGCCAGAGCCCACCCGUCCACAAGCCCCAGGCUGCUGCAUCCACCCCGAAGACAAUCCCAGCCCCACCUAAGGUGGAGAAGAAGUCCUCCAUCUUCCGCCCCUCCAGCAUUCCUCCCCAGUCCCAGCGGGAGAAGUUGGCGUUCUCCAUCAAGAAACUGUCGGUGCAGCCAGCAGCAGCUCCUGCAGCAAAACCAGAGGAGGCUCAAACACAGCAGAAGAGGGAGGACGGUUUGACAAAUGGCGUGGGGACUGUCGCCACCAAGGUCAACGGACACUCUGGGGCAGCUGCUGUCCACAGCUCUGGCACAGCAAUGGACUCCAUCGUGCCCUAUUCUGAUGAAGAGUCAUCAGACAGUGAUGAUGAGGGCAGGAAUGGCCAUGUUGCCAUAAGUGCAAAGGGAUCCACCAACGGAAGUGUAAAAUCGGAGGCUGAGAAUUCAGAAAGGCUGCUGAAAAAAGGAGAACCUGUUCAGCCUGGUCCUGCCAGUGAUGCAAAAACACUGAAUGGUGCCCCAUCCUCUACUUCCGCCUCGAGAAAAGAGCAGAAGGAACAUCCCAUGACCCCAGCACACAGUGCCAAGCCUGAAGAAAUCGCCACUCCUGAACAUGAGAAGGUUAACGGACAUUCUGUGGUUAAGUCUGAUGAGGAGACUACUAGUAAGGACGAGGAAGCCAUCGGCUCAGCUCAACAAACCUUGGCUCCCUUUGCAGCCUUCCGUCACAAUCGAGUUCGGUCCAGCAGUGGGGAAUGGACAGUUGAUGAUGUGAAACACUUGCCUAAUGCCCCCAACAAUCUUACAGAAGGCAUGUCUCCUGGUGCCAGAGCUUCAGAUCUGCAGAACAAAGACAAAACUGAGGAUUCACAAGGCGCAGGGAAUGGUUUGGACGACAACAGACAACAUCAGAGCCACCACACAGACAUAAGGAAAGCAGAGUCCUCAGCAACCAACCACAACGGCACACACGUGGAGAAGAAACAGUCCGAAGCCAGUCAUGUUUCUGUGAAACAUGAUCAUUCAUCUAAUGACCACUCUCAAGAUCACAGGAAGAAACUGAAAACUGAAGAGUCAAGUAUCAGCAGGGACACGUUCAGUCACAAUGACACAUUUAACACAGUUGGAACAAAUGGUACAGCCAGUAGGUCAGGUAGUUCUGACAAAGAGAGUUCGUCCUCAAGUAGACACUACUCAAAUGACUCGGGGUAUCUCAGUGUGCAGCAUUCAGAUACAAGAGACUCAAGGAAAGACCCUGAAGUACAGAGGAAGCGAAGACACAGUGAUUCGGAGGAUUCUGAUGAUUCUGGAUAUGAAAAGAAACGCAAAAAGCACAGAGAUCACCACCACCAUCAUAGACUUGUAGAUAAGGUCUCAAGAAAACACAAGAAGCACAAGAAGAAGAAGAAAAAGCAUGAAAAGGAAAGAGAUGAACACAAACUAAACACAGCAACCCGAAUAGACAAUAAAAGUCAAAGAAAACACAAAAGAAAUUAUGAAGAUGACCCUCUUGACCAGGAUUUGGAUAAGAAAAAACACCACCAGUACGAAAAGCGACCUGAAAAACAAGUGAUUUCCCAGCGGUGGGACAAGGAUAUCCAUGAUGGGUACAGACGGCUCAGCGAUGGAGGGCGCAGCUCCAAGAGCAGUUCCUGGGACGGCAGGUUGACGUCGUCUUCACGAUCCAUCGACGAGCUACUGGAGAGGUCCAACAACAAGGGAUACGGGGCUAAAGUGCUCUCCUGGGAGGGAGACAGGAGUUACGUGGACCGGGAUGUGGACCAUGACAGGCACUUCCACCGAGGUGUGAGGGACGAGUGGGAUGAGGAGUUGGACAGGGGGAAGACAAAAAAGGUGAAAUCACACAGGUCUGAGCAUUACCGUCGACCCUUCAAUGUAUUCCAGAAGAUCUCAGAUGCCAAGCAUAAAUACAAGGCAUAUCGGGAUGGCUACAGUAAACUGCAACCCAGUCAUAGCUGGCAUGGUCGCUAAACCAGACCUGGCUUGGACAGAGGUUUUGUGUACAUCUUGGACGAUUCUUUUCCCAAUAUUCAUUUUCCCUCGUAUUAAGCAACUGCCACAACUAUAUAACUUGCAAAAUUGUAAAUAUGCCAUGUACAGACACUGGCCUUCAAUAAGGACUCCCGUGCAACAUUAUUAUAAUCAAUAUUGAUAUCCCCUUUUAAUUUGUAAGUCAUUUACAAUGAUAGAUCACAUAUCUCAUCAAGUCAAGUUCUAUAUGCUGCAAUAUGUCUUAUUAAGUGUUAUAUCAAUUAUAUACAAUAGUAUUUCUUACACAGAAGUGUGAAGUUGAUGCUGUACUAUCUCAAUUACGAGUUGGUGCUUGCCACAGUACAAUGUGUUUACAGCUGCACAAUAAGGCAAAGGUUGCAAUAGCAAGUAUGUCAGUAUCUUCAAAAGGGGAAACUUCUCUGCCUUUAUGUUGUGUCACACAGCUUGCAUGGGGACCACAGCAAACUUUGUGACACAAGAUGAAUCAAAGCUGGGCCAUGAUGAGGAAGAUAUUGUAUAUAAUUCAUUACAUCCAAAUUUCCAUAACCCUAGCGGUCUAACCAUAAGGCUAAUUUUCUAAUUUGUUUUUGCAGUCUUUAUUUUUUUAAGAUUCUUGGCCUCAGCAGAAAUCUAUAAAAGCACUAAGGUUUUGUUUUUUUCAUAACUCUGGACAUUACAGAGCCCCUUUAUGCCAAAGUUCGUAUGCACCCCAGAUUUAUAUAAAUUUUUUUGUAAUUUUCCCUCUCUUUAAGUACUUUACAGAAUAGAGUGGAGUAGUAUAGUACAAGCCAUGGCAUGAUAUACUACUCAAAUUUUAAUAUACUUUACUGCCAUAAAUAUAUGAGAUGUGAGAUACUAAGAUGUACCUGGCAUUUUUCAGGUUUGUAAUUAGACUUGGAAACCAGGAAGAGUGGUUUCCAUCUAGCUGCCACUACGAUGAUGUAAUCCUGAAUAAAUUUUACCAUCUGCAAACACUCAAAUUUCGCGAGUACAUGUCUUCUGUGCAGAAAGCUGGAUGUAUUCUGCUGCGUUCAUACAUAUGCCUGAUAAUGGAGACCCCUUACAGGACAUUAAGGAAACUACUGUAUUACUGUCUUACAGCAAUGCAUUUUACAGAAAGGAGUGCUAGUAUUUCAUUUCCCUCUUUGUGCAUAUUACUGUCUUAGCAACUUUUUUAUGGAAGGAAACAUGUAUACAAUAUACAUGUAGUACAUCAGUUUGAAAGGUGCCACUUCUCUUCUCACAGUAAAUGUUGAAUCUACACACUGUUGAGCCUUCUUUAGGGGACUGCUGUGAAAAAUUAUACACAUAUAUUAUACAUGAUGUAUAUCCAAGUUGUGAUUGGUAACCUUCUGUCAGAAGUAACUAGAAUGCAAGAGUCACUUGGAAUGUAUAUGGACGUUUUCGAUGAUGGUAAUUGUGUACACUCACAGAUAUAUCUGAAUGUACAUUGUAAGGAAUAUUGUAAACUGUAACUUUAAGACAGUAACCAGACAAGGGCUUCUGUGACAAGAAUUAGAUUCAGAUUACAA